ACACGGCGCACGCGCACGCGCAUAGAUACCGAUUAAAAGUAUAUAAGGGCCCGAGCCCUCUCCACUUCUCACUCUCAUCACUCUCCUCUUACUAACACAACAUGGAAGAAGUAGUUCCCAGUCAUGGCCAUGGUCAUGGAGACGAUACUGAAGGUGUUGUGGUCGCCAAGGGAGUCUCCAUGGCGGUUCUAUUCUGUGCUUCUAUGAUAUGUGGUAUCGUGCCUCUGUUCCUGGCGAAAAGAUUCCGUUGGAUAUCUACUGAUGAGGCCCAGAAUUUGAAAUCCAAGAAUCGCGUGGUGAUGUCUUUACUGUCUUUCGGAGGUGGUGUGCUCCUGUCUACCACAUUCUUACAUCUUUUGCCUGAAGUCCAAGAGAACGUGGACUACUUACAGAAAAUGGGCAGACUGCGAGAAUUCGACUUCUCUCUGCCGCCGUUGUUGAUGUGCUGCGGCUUCUUCAUCAUGUACCUGGUAGAGGAACUCGUACACAUCUACAUCCACCACCGCGAGCGGCAGAACGGCCAGACGGCACAGCUGGUGCGGAACCUCAGUGUAAGACGUAGUCGCGCCGGCAGUGCAGAUACCAACGGCGAGAAGAGCGUCACCAAUUCCAUCGCGAACCUCACCGACCCACCCACAAUGAAAAUGUCAAAGGACCCGGAGCUCAACCACCACGGCCACUCCCACAAUCAUAGCCACAUGCCCAUAACGCAGGUUGAUGACGUCACCUCCGCAUUGCGUGGUUUGCUCAUUGUGCUGGCUCUUUCCAUUCAUGAGUUGUUCGAAGGUCUGGCUGUCGGUUUGGAAUCCUCCACGUCUCAUGUCUGGUACAUGUUAGGAGCAGUUUCCGCCCACAAACUAGUCAUUGCAUUUUGUAUCGGUGUAGAAUUGAUCGCUACACGCACAAAGACAUGGCUAUCCGUGAUCUACAUCACGACAUUCGCUAUUGUAUCCCCAUUGGGUAUUGGCAUUGGACUUAUUCUGGUCGGUGGUCAAGGUGCUACCGCUGCUGGCGUCUACUCUGUCGUCCUGCAAGGAUUGGCAUCAGGAACUCUAUUAUACGUCAUCUUCUUUGAAAUAUGGAAGAGCGAUAGAACGGGCAUCCUCCAAUACUUCGCAGCUCUCAUAGGAUUUGGGCUCAUGUUCGGAUUGCAGUUAUUGACGGGUCAUUCUCACAGCCACUCGCACGGAGAUGACGACCACGGACAUUCCCAUGACCACGGCCACACGCAUGACCACGGUCAUUCUCACGACCAUUGAAAACAACACCCAAAGUGUCUAUGAAUGGUCACUGAUAUCGUACUUAGAAAAUAACAUUCAUGUUCCAUGUAGUUUUAAUAUACUCGUACACAAUAACAUGAUCCUCGAGUGUGACGUCAUAGUUGAACAUUGAAAAAUGUCACGUAAUUAAAUAAUAGAGUGAGACUAACGAAUGUACUGAAUAAAAGAGGUUAAUAUUCCAAUUGACUCUCAUGUUAUUGUACACGUAUUGUAAGCGGGGAAAUGUAAGUGAACUCAUUUGUGAUACAUGGAUUGUGAUGAGUUACUAUUAUCUAAUGUUUUUAUAUGUUUUUAUUUUGUAAAUUGCCCUUUAAUUUUGUACAUAAUUGCUAUACAUAAUCGCUUAAUAACACUUGUUAUAUUAUAUAAGUUAAGAACAAAAAUGUUAAGACGUUUGGCGAUAAAGUUAGAAAUGCCCGGUUAGAAAUAACCGUUUUAUCUUAAAGAAGAAAUGUGGACAUAUUUAUAAUAAUACUUGAUAAUAUUAGCUAUUUCCUUCGUAUUGUCUAUUCCAGCGUAAACAUCUAGUCAACAAGAAAAGCAAUAACGUAACAU
Messenger RNA from Papilio machaon (common yellow swallowtail), 1835 nucleotides. It is a transcript of the gene Zip89B, whose product is annotated as zinc transporter ZIP1. Gene Ontology annotation, cellular component: plasma membrane. Gene Ontology annotation, biological process: zinc ion transmembrane transport. Lineage: Eukaryota; Metazoa; Arthropoda; Insecta; Lepidoptera; Papilionidae. The transcript is spliced from 5 exons. The coding region runs from base 102 to 1259 and encodes 385 amino acids. The record is from RefSeq and is a predicted model, not a curated record. Gene Ontology annotation, molecular function: zinc ion transmembrane transporter activity.